Messenger RNA from Acipenser ruthenus (sterlet), 6284 nucleotides. RefSeq names its product neurogenic locus notch homolog protein 1-like. Gene Ontology annotation, biological process: multicellular organism development; axon guidance; Notch signaling pathway. Bases 137 to 4477 code for a protein of 1446 amino acids. Gene Ontology annotation, molecular function: protein binding; calcium ion binding. NCBI's taxonomy places the organism in Eukaryota, Metazoa, Chordata, Actinopteri, Acipenseriformes, Acipenseridae. Gene Ontology annotation, cellular component: signaling receptor complex; plasma membrane; cell surface. The transcript has 21 exons. The record is from RefSeq and is a predicted model, not a curated record.
CUUUGUUCACCCCAGUCCCCUCCCAGGCUCUCCGUAACUCUGCUCUCCUGUUUGCCUGGAAUACUGCUCUUCAUGCACUGCUCUGAGCCUGAGGAUGAACGCUCCUUGAUUGGGAAUGAACACUGUGUGAUUGGGAAUGAACACUCUGGGAUUGGGAAUGAACACUCUGGGAUUGGAAAUGAACACUCUGGGAUUGGGAAUGUCGCUGCUUUUUCUUGCCCUACUGCCAGAUACAAAAGGUCUGCAGUGCAUUAACUCAGGGGAGCCCUGCUUGAAUGGAGGACGCUGUCUCACCAACUCGAACAAGACUGACUCCUGUCUCUGUCGGCCUGGGUUCUGGGGGUCUCUCUGCCAGUUUUGGGACCCCUGCUCUGGAGGCAUCCCGCGUUGUGUGAAUGGGGGGACCUGUGUGCCGGUCCAGCAGCGAGGCAACGAGUCAGUGAGCCACACCUGCAUCUGUACACCUGGGAGGACUGGCCCGCGGUGUGAGCUGGAGGACGCCUGUCUGUCCCGCCCCUGUCACGAGGACGCUGUCUGUAUCACUCACCCAUUGACAGGUCUGCCGGUGUGUACCUGUCAAGCUGGGUUCAGCGGAGCAGACUGCAGAGAGGACCUGAACGAGUGCGAGAUGGCAGGCUUGAACCCGUGUGAGCACGGGGGUGUCUGUGUGAACACAGCCGGCUCCUUCCAGUGCCAGUGCCAGCGAGGGUACGGUGGGACGCGCUGCCACUCCGAUAUCAACGAGUGCCAGUCCCAGCCCUGCCAGCACCAGGGCACCUGCAUGGACAAGACUGGGGGCUACCUGUGUAUCUGUGAGCCUGGUUACACUGGCUUGCAGUGUGAGGAGGAGAGAGACCCCUGCGACAGCGCCCCCUGUGCAAACCAAGGGGACUGCAGGCGAGUGGACAGGCUGUACUACAAGUGUGUGUGUCAGCCAGGGAGCACAGGCCCGCGCUGUGAGGAGCUCCUUGACAGGUGUGUCUUGAACCCGUGUCUGAACGGAGGCUCCUGUGUGGAGGGGGAGGGGGGGCUGCAGUGUGCCUGUCAGGGGGGGUACACCGGCCCGCAUUGCGAGCACAGACUGGACUCCUGCAAACUCAGCGCGGAGCGUACCAUUGUGUGUCUGAAUGGGGGGCGCUGUGUGGACUCCCCCACCUCUCCUCAUUGCCUGUGUCCGGAAGGGUUUGGGGGCAGCGCCUGUCAGGACCCUGUGGACCCUUGUGAGAGGGGACCCUGCCUCAACGAGGGGGUGUGCACCCCGCAGGGCAAAACUGGAUACACCUGCCAGUGUGCAGCUGGCUUCACUGGUUCUAACUGCUCCAGUGCUGUGGAUGAGUGUCUCUCUCAGCCCUGUCAGAACGGAGGCAGCUGUGUGGAUCGCAUCAACUCCUUCCAGUGUGUGUGCCCUGAGGGGACCAGCGGCUCUCUCUGUGAGGUCGACCAUGAUGACUGUGACCCCUUGACCUCUGAACCCCUGUGUUUUCACGGGGGGGUCUGCGUGGACAGGGUCGGAGGUCAUGACUGCCUGUGCCCCACUGGCUUUGUGGGGUCUCGCUGCGAAGGUGACGUCAACGAGUGUCUGUCCAACCCCUGUGUCCAGCCGGGGACAUUGAGCUGUGUCCCCGGGGUCAACCAGUACCACUGCCUCUGCAGGACUGGGUAUACUGGCCAGCACUGUGAGUCUGUGAUUGACAGCUGUCAAUCAGCCCCCUGUCAGAAUGGAGGCGCGUGCACUGUGGAGCCAGGGACACCCCUGGGGUACAACUGCCAGUGCACACAGGGUUUCUCUGGCUCGGACUGCAGUACCUCCCUCCUCCAGCCCCCCUCCCCCUGCCUCUCGCAGCCCUGCCGGUCGGGAGGCACCUGUGUGCCAGUGCGGGGUUCGCCCUUUGCAUUCCGCUGCUUGUGCACCCCCAAAUACAGUGGAGCACACUGCGAGAGCAACAGAGAGGGGGAGGGGGCACACACACACCUCUCCCCUCUCACCUCUGACCCCUGGACACUCUGCCCCCCCGGUCUGGGCUGCCCUCGGAAGUUCAGGGAUGGGAGAUGCGAUGCAGAGUGCGCUGGAGCAGAGUGUCUGAGAGACGGGUUCGACUGCCUGACAGACAGCGCCGCCUGCGACCCCCGCUAUGUGCAGUACUGUCGGGAUCACUAUGGGAACGGACACUGUGAGUCGGGGUGUCGCAGUGGCCCCUGUGGCUGGGACGGAGUGGAUUGUUUUGGGGGUGCGCCCCGUGGUGUUGAGGGCUCCCUGGUGCUCCUGACCCCCUUGUCUGUGGGGGAGGUGCUGAAGGGGAACCUCUCUUUGCUGUGGGGUCUCAGCGCUGUGCUCAGGACAGGGGUGAGGAUGAUGGGGACCCCGCGACCCUCUGACCCCCGCCGCGACCUCCGUGACCUCCGUGACCUCCAUGACCUGCCGGGGUCAGGGCCGGGGCAGGAGGAGGAUGAUGUUACUGGCUCCUUGGUUCUGAUUCAGGUUGAUAAUCGUCCCUGCUCUCUGGUCCCUGAUUCCUGUUUCCACAUGGCUGAACAGGCUGCCCACUUCCUUUCUGCAGUGAUGUCACAGGGGGGCGGGAUCCUCCCAGAACUCCCCUUCCCACUGACAGCAGUGCAGGGUGUGGGGGGGAUGGGCGAGGGUGAGGCCGAGGAGGACGAAGACCCCCCUCUCUCUGACCCCCCCUCUCUCUGGCUCUGGGUUGCUAUUGGCAUGGCCGCCGCGCUGGGCCUCACAGUGGCAGCCAUCGUGAUCGGGGUGAAGGUCAUCGCCCCCCGCAGGCGUGGUGGAGAACUGCCGGUAGUGCGCAGCCAGCACAGACAGGGCGGCGCAGUGCACGACAGGGACCACCAGGGGGCAGUGUGGAACAGCAGCAGCAGCACAGGACUGACUCGGAGCAAGAAGCAGAACGGGAAAAAACAGGGAAAGAAUUCCGGGAGGAAGAGGAGGGAGCCGCUGGGAGAGGAUGCCAUCGGGCUGCGUCCUUUGCGUCACAGUCCCGAUUACGGAGAGGAAGUGGAUAUUACCCAUAGUUCCCUGGAGGAGGGGCCUCAGGGAGACAGGACAUUACAUCCCGAGGAGGACGAUGACGGCAUCCGGGACCACCGACCCCUGGGGCAGAAGCACUUCCAGGGCACAUAUGAUAUCCCACAAUCCCCUGGGGGCCAGGAUGGUGGUCUGCGGAGUGCUCUGCACGGCGCUGCUUCUGAGUUCAACUGCAGCUCUGAUUGGACCAGCUCCAGAACUGCACUGUGCCAGGCCUCGGAGCUGUGUUCUGCUGACUGCGAGGGGGUAACAGCGCUGAUCACAGCCACCCGGCUCUGUGCGGAGAGCAGAGUGAGAGAGCUGCUGCAGAGAGGAGCGGAGGUGAACAGGACUGACCACAGAGGCAGGUCUGCUCUCCACUGGUCCUCUGUAGUGAAUAACCCCUCUGCAGCUCGCACCCUGCUCCAGCACGGGGCAGCUAUAGACCUGCAGGACUGCAAGGGUGAGACGCCCCUCUUCCUGGCAGCCAGGGAGGGAAGCUAUGACACCGCUAGGCUCCUCCUCCAGGGAGGGGCCAAUCAGGAGCUGCCAGAUCACAGGGGGUGGCUCCCACGUCACAUGGCCCAGGAGCGCUCACAUUACGACAUCAUCAGGCUGCUAUUGGCUGCUGCUGGGGGUCAAGGCCCACCAAUCAAGAAACCCCCUUGCCACCAGGGAACUACAAAUGGACUACAAAACAAGAUGGCUGCCACUGGGGGCGGUGGAAAUUUUCUGUAUAAUUUUGGCUGGCAGGAGCCUUAUAAUUACCCACAAUCCUCCUGUGGGGCUGAGUAUGGGCGGCCCUACAAUAUUCACGGCAGGAGUGCUUCCUUUUCCGGGGUCAUAGGUCACCAUCAGAGCUUUGCGCACCCGGGAGCGAGGAUUCACAGCCGUGAGGAGUGGGCAGCUCUCCGCAGUGGCAGGCUCUCCCCUCAGCACUGGGCGCAGCCUCACAGCCAAUCAGUGACCGCCCUGGUGAGCCCCAGAAUCCAUGGAAAGUCCUCUCGACCAAUCGACACGCUGCAGGAAGUGACCUCAGAGGCCGAGGAGGAAACCGGAAGUUCUGCCUCCCCUGGGGGACGCCAGGCCCAAAACCAAAAACAGGAAGAGACGCCUCACUUCCUGUACUCCCAUGAGCAAAUGCGGCCAACAGGGCGGCAGAGAUCGUUUUCCUGUAACCAGAAUGCAUUGCGGCGCUAUAAUGUCACGCCUGGCCAUCCUCUUGACCAAUCAGCAGGCUCAACUCCAAGCCCUGCCUCUCCGGUGACGGUAGCCAAUGGGAAUGCUGAAGCCCGUUGUCUGAGUCCCUCCCCUGCGUCAUCUGACCAAUGGGGGAAGAGUUCGUCCAAAAAAGGGGAGAGCAACAGCCAAUCAGAUUGCAAGGUUGAAGUGGAAGGCAGUAACUGUGCUGGGGGGAAGAUAGCCAGGACAGAGCAGGCACAUAUUGCGAAUUGAAGACCAGCUUUGAGAACAGCGAUGGGCAACAUAUAGCACGGCUUACAAGCUGGUAAUAUAAAGACCCUGUCUGCUCUGCUUAGCUUAAACACCAUGGGGCUGAUUCACCUGCUAUAGCACUGUCAAUAGCGUGUACAACAUGGGACUGAUUCACCUGCUAUAGCACUGUCAAUAGAAUGUACACAAUGGGACUGAUUCACCUGCUAUAGCACUGUCAAUAGCGUGUACAACAUGGGACUGAUUCACCUGCUAUAGCACUGUCAAUAGAAUGUACACAAUGAGACUGAUUCACCUGCUAUAGCACUGUCAAUAGCGUGUACACCAUGGGACUGAUUCACCUGCUAUAGCACUGUCAAUAGGAUGUACACAAUGAGACUGAUUCACCUGCCAUAGCACUGUCAAUAGGGUGUACACCAUGGGACUGAUUCACCUGCCAUAGCACUGUCAAUAGGAUGUACACAAUGGGACUGAUUCACCUGCCAUUGCACUGUCAAUAGGGAUAGCAUAUUUUUCUUACAUCUUUAGAGUUUGGUAAGACCUAUUUUAGUAGAACUGUUUCGUCUGGGUCCAUUCCAACAAUACUAAGAAGCUCGAGUCUGCUUGUAGGAUUGUAUUGAGUGACUGGAAUUGGGAUUCUACUGGUGAUAACCUUCUUAGUCGCUCCUCUCUUAAACCACACAGUGGCAGCAGGUCCUGUUUUAUUCUUGCUCACUUCUAUGUUUUGCAUUCACUGUGCUCUACCUUUGUGUUAAUCUGCUCUGAAUCUCCUCAUCUCUUCAGUGUGUGGGGAUUCUUUCUUUGGAACAGCCUUGGGGUUCCGGAACGCUCUUCCGGAUUCCAUUGUGUCGCUGUUGAGCCUCUCUGGAUUUAAAACUGCUGUUCUGUGCUUGAGAUGAUCUUGUUUAAGUUGUAAUGAAACAGAUUUAUGCAUGUUAGAAAUCGCUAAUGUUCAAUCACACACAUUCACCUUGGUUCAGGCCUCUAAGCACACACUAGAAAAUAAAACCUGACAUACCAAAAAGUCGAGCAAACCUGUUCCAUUUAUUCACACAUCACAGUUAGUGCACACAGCAUUGUACAGCACGCAAGUUAAUAGGUUGUACAUGUAAUAUUAUUGACCUGGUCUGUCUCUCUCUAGCUCCACUCCUCAGUCCUAACCCAGUCUCUCAUAUACUCUUUGUAAUCCCCACCUGCCUGCUUGUUAUUGCAGUCCAGGCUGCGGUGUGCUGCUUUGCUGUGGUUGCCUGUGGAUACAAGGGCUCCUUCCUGUUCUAUACUGACCCUGCUUCCUGUGAAACAGCAUGCUGCUGUGUGUGUUCCCCUCACCCUUCAUUCCAGCUCCUGCAGGCUCUGCAAAGAAAAGGAAACAGUGCACUCACCUGGUUCACUUUCACCACAAGUUCACUGCACUGUCUUUACUUUUCAUUCUACACCUCUGAAGAAAGGCGUUUGUCCAAAACGUCCUGAAAUAAAUGUUUUUUGAAUCCUGUUAAACCUUUUGUCUACGCAGGUCUCUCUUUGUAUCAGUGCUGCACUGUUGAGCUGUACCUGUGCUGACCCUGCCUGUGGGCACACAGUGAAUAAACUAAACUAAACUGUUCGGACAGACAAACUGUUUUAAAAGAAAGUGUAUUCAUGUAUGUGUUUGUGUUGUAAUCCCCAUAGCCAGCCUACAGCAUGUGACUGAUCUGCUUCACUGCAGCGUAUCAUUAUUAGUAAAACAUCAUUAUUGUGUUUUCUGUCUUAAGUUGUAUUAAUUUAUUACCAUGUAUCUGUGUGUUUUUAAUUGUAUAAAUUGUAACUGGUG